Molecule: messenger RNA, 1251 nt
Organism: Didymosphaeria variabile
Lineage: Eukaryota; Fungi; Ascomycota; Dothideomycetes; Pleosporales; Didymosphaeriaceae
Gene: PGK1
Product: phosphoglycerate kinase
Exons: 3
Coding region: 1-1251 (416 amino acids)
Biological process (GO): gluconeogenesis; glycolytic process
Cellular component (GO): cytosol
Molecular function (GO): ADP binding; phosphoglycerate kinase activity; ATP binding
Source: RefSeq, a predicted model, not a curated record
AUGUCUCUCUCCAACAAGCUCUCCAUUUCCGACGUCGACCUCAAGGGCAAACGUGUGCUCGUCCGUGUCGACUUCAAUGUCCCCCUCGACGGAGACAAGAUCACCAAUAACCAGCGCAUCGUCGGUGCCCUCCCCACCAUCAAGUAUGCCAUCGACCAGGGCGCCAAAGCCGUCAUCCUCAUGUCGCACCUCGGCCGCCCAGACGGAAAGCCCAACCCGAAGUACAGUCUCAAGCCGGUAGUUCCCGAGCUCGAGAAGCUAUUGGGCAAGAAGGUUAUCUUCACCGAGGACUGCGUCGGCAAGCAGGUCGAGGACACGGUUAACGGCGCAAGCGAUGGUCAGGUGAUCCUUUUGGAGAACCUGCGGUUCCAUGCCGAGGAGGAGGGCAGCAGCAAGGAUGCAGAGGGCAAAAAGGUUAAGGCGGAUAAGGCGAAGGUGGACGAAUUCAGGAAGGGAUUGACCGCUUUGGGGGAUAUUUACAUCAACGACGCGUUCGGCACUGCCCACCGCGCCCACAGCUCCAUGGUCGGCGUCGACCUCCCCCAAAAGGCCUCCGGUUUCCUCGUCAAGAAGGAACUCGAGUACUUCGCCAAAGCGCUUGAGAACCCCGCGCGACCCUUCCUCGCCAUCCUCGGCGGCGCGAAGGUCUCCGACAAGAUCCAGCUCAUCGACAACCUCCUCGACAAGGUCAACACGCUCAUCAUCUGCGGCGGCAUGUCCUUCACCUUCAAGAAGACGCUCGAGAACGUAAAGAUCGGAAACAGCUUGUUCGAUGAGAACGGCAGCAAGACGGUCGGCGACCUGGUCGAGAAGGCGAAGAAGAACAACGUCAAGAUUGUGCUGCCUGUUGACUACAUCACUGCGGAUAAGUUCGACAAGGACGCGCAGACUGGGUAUGCUGAGGACAAGGACGGCAUUCCGGACGGCUGGAUGGGUCUGGACUGCGGCGAGAAGUCGAUCAAGCUGUACAAGGAGACCAUCGACGAGGCGAAGACCAUCCUCUGGAACGGUCCCCCAGGCGUCUUCGAGUUCGAGAAGUUCGCCAACGGCACAAAGGCUACCAUGGACGCCGCUGUCUCUGCGGCACAGAACGGCAAGAUUGUCAUUAUUGGCGGUGGCGACACUGCUACGGUUGCGGCCAAGUACGGUGUUGAGGAUAAGCUGUCGCACGUAUCGACUGGCGGUGGUGCGUCGCUCGAGCUCCUCGAGGGCAAGGACCUGCCUGGUGUGUCGGCGCUGUCAUCAAAGUAA